CUCUUUUUAAGUGUAAAAACCAGAGUGUAAACACUUAACAAAAUGGUGUAUUUAAGACUGCACAGACUUCAAAUGAGUUUCUCACUUUAACCUUUACAAAGGAAUUUCUUGUAAAAUGGUUUUGGAAAUUUCUAACCGCGUAGCGGGCUUAGGCGAGAGAAAGUGAAAGUAUUGGGGCAAUAUCCCAUCAUUUCCGCCCAGGAACUAAGUAAAUGUACAGAAAGUUACAGAACUACUGUACCAAAUACUUAAUGUCUAUUUUUUUUUUUGAAAACUUAACGGUCAAAGUAUUACAUUCAGAUGAAAAUCGUAUGUGGAAAAGAACAAGUUAAAAUUUGAAGAGCCAAGGAUAGAACAUAGUACCCAAUGAGACUGCACGGUUGUUGGACGGUUUAAAGAUAGACCAAUCAGAGCCUGGACGUAAUAGUUAAACAUUUUUCUCAUCCAAUCACUACACCUUAGGUACUAUAAAUACUAGCAAUGAUGCCGGGCGACAUAUUUGUGCAAGUGUUUCGUAUAUUCAUUUUAGGGCUUGUUUGUCAUGGCUCGAACUAAACAAACUGCUCGCAAAUCAACUGGCGGCAAGGCGCCGCGUAAGCAGCUAGCUACCAAGGCGGCCCGCAAGAGCGCGCCGGCUACGGGCGGCGUGAAGAAGCCGCACCGCUACCGGCCCGGCACGGUGGCCUUGCGCGAGAUCCGUCGCUACCAGAAGUCCACGGAGCUGCUGAUCCGUAAACUGCCGUUUCAGCGUCUCGUGCGCGAGAUUGCCCAGGACUUCAAAACAGACCUCCGGUUUCAGAGCUCAGCCGUAAUGGCACUGCAGGAGGCAUGUGAAGCCUAUCUUGUGGGUCUUUUCGAGGAUACCAAUCUGUGCGCCAUUCAUGCCAAGCGCGUCACCAUUAUGCCAAAGGACAUCCAGUUAGCGCGCCGGAUCCGUGGAGAAUCGGCUCUCAGCUUCUUCGUCACUCGUUGGGUUGGUUUCUGCAGAACCAUGUCUGGACGCGGCAAAGGCGGCAAGGGUCUCGGUAAGGGAGGCGCUAAGCGCCACCGCAAGGUGUUGCGAGACAACAUCCAGGGUAUCACCAAGCCCGCCAUUCGGCGUCUGGCUCGGCGAGGUGGUGUGAAGCGCAUCUCCGGCCUCAUCUACGAGGAGACCCGCGGGGUGCUGAAGGUGUUCCUGGAGAACGUGAUCCGGGACGCCGUCACCUACACCGAGCACGCCAAGCGCAAGACUGUCACCGCUAUGGAUGUGGUCUACGCGCUCAAACGCCAGGGGCGCACCCUCUACGGCUUCGGAGGUUAAGCAUUGAUUUCGCCAUCCGGACCCUGCAUUUCUCAACCAAAGGCCCUUUUCAGGGCCACCCAACUACUCAAAAAAGAAAGCUGUAAUCACUAGCCAAGACACAGGAGUCUGCAGUUAAAUAUUGUAGUUAAAAUGAACGGUAUUAAGACAUCUGUGAAUCGGGACUGUAGGAAUCAGGUAAAGUUCGGUCCGAUAUCUGUGUACCAACGUAGCUCCCUCGUUUCCACACUCCUGCCCCAUUCUCUGGAUCCUUGUAGGGGGAAUACUCAUUAAAGUGAAACCCCCCCCUGUGGCAAGAAACUUGAAUCUGUUUCCAUGAACAAAGAGAAACACUACCCAAUCAGCAAGCCACAUCCGUGGCUGUCAACCAAUCAGAACUGAUGAUCUCAUGUUCCGGAGGUGACCCAUAUUGGGGGGAUGGGAAAGCCGGCGAGAAACGCCAAAGCUCAGGUUUAAAUAAUUCUUUUAAACUCGUCUUUUUACGGAUUAUAGGCCCUCAGACAUCUGUAUGGCUCUCAGUCAUGUCCUGAGAACAGUAGUGACAUUACCGCCACUAAAAGGGUGAUUUGUCUCGAUUGAGAAAUCCGAAAUGUUGGGCAGAAGAAACCAGAUUCAAACUGCCAGAAAACCCAAGGCAUUUAAUUCGGGCAAAUUUCAAUUAAUUACGGCGAAUUUAAAAUCUAGUUUAUGGGGAAACGCGCUUCCCUUUCGGCAACAAUACAGCCUUCAGCAGUUAUCCAUACUUUUUUCCUUCCUUCACAGAGGAAUGAAAAUUAGGAUGAUGGAAAU
This is a messenger RNA of Vicugna pacos (alpaca), 2092 nucleotides long. RefSeq names its product H4 clustered histone 1 (gene H4C1). The record is from RefSeq and is a predicted model, not a curated record. Gene Ontology annotation, molecular function: protein heterodimerization activity; DNA binding; structural constituent of chromatin. Lineage: Eukaryota; Metazoa; Chordata; Mammalia; Artiodactyla; Camelidae. Gene Ontology annotation, cellular component: nucleosome.